AUGAUCAAAUCUGAAGUUGCAAGUGGAUCAACUUCGACCCCACCAAUACCUACAAACAAAUUAACUCCAGUUCAGAUCCAACAAGCAAAACAACAAUUAUUAAGACAACAACAACUUCAACAACAACAGCAGCAACAUCAAGCCCAACAACAAGCCCAACAACAGCAAUUAAAACAAAAAUUUAAUCUUAAAAAUUAUCAUUUUGCUUCAUCAACUGAAGAAAUACUACGUAAAUAUUCAAAAUAUCCUGCUUCAUUAAGUUUACAUAUUUUCGAGAAUUAUUACAGAUUCAACAAUUCACAAGAUUCUCAAAUAAUACCGAAAAAUUCACCAAUGAUUAAAAAUUUCAUGAAUCAUGUAUUAAAGGAAGAAAUCCCCGUUGAAAUGAGUGAAUUAUUAAAAGAUUUUGCUAUAAAAUCUUAUGAUGGUUGUUUAAUUUUACAAGUUUAUGAUCAUAGAAAUAUGAUAAAGACAUUUGCUUAUGUUAAUAGGAAUUUACCAUCACCACAAAAAGAUCCAAAAAAUGAACCAACGGUUGUAAUGAAACCAAGAACUUAUAGAACUUUAUUACGACCAACUCCAUUAUCAAUAUAUUAUGAUUUAUUAUACCACACAGAUUCUGCAUUAACUAAAUUUACUGAUACUUUAUCACUACAGAUGGAAUCUGAAAUCUUAACAUUAACAAAUAGAGAAUUAGAUUUAUCAGUAAAAUUAAAUCCAUAUGAUUAUUCUCAUCUAAGGCCAGAAAUUGAAACUGAAAAAAUCGUCAAAGAUGAAAACGAACCCGAAGAUGGAGUUGAUAAAAUUAUAUAUCUGCAUAGAGAAUCUGUUGAAGUUCCACCUCGUAAAAUACAUCAAGAUGAAUUGGUAUUACAUAAAUCAUCAGAAUAUGAAGAACUUAUGAUUUUACUUUCAAAUAAAAAUAAACGUUUUGAUGAUAAUCAAGAUAAGAAAUUAGUUAUAGUGAACCCUACUACAAUGCCAAGUACAUCCACUGCUCAAUCAGUUCCAGUUUCAAAACCAUCAAGUAAAGAGAAUUCUGUUGGUGCAGAUGGUAAAACCAAAAAGAAUGAUAAAACAACUACUCAAAACAUUCCUGCUCCAGUUACUAUGGCAUCAAAUCCAGUUAGAGCUACUGGUCAAUUCAUGAGAUUAAGAUUAAUUGAAGAAAUAAGGAAGAAAAGAGAACUAGAAAAAAGUCAACAAGAAGCUAAAAUUCAAGCUCAAGCUAAUUCAGUUCAAAAUGAUAUGAUGCAAUCAGUUCCUGAAAUUCCUCCACCAAAAGUCAAUGGAGUAAGUGAUGCACCAACACCAGCACCAACUAAUAAAAGACAAUAUUCAAAUUCUUCACAAACUCCUGCUACUAAAAGAGCUAAAAAAGAUACUAAAAAAUCAAUACCUAAUCCAUCACAAUCUCCUCAAGCACCAAGUCAACAAACACCUCAUAUCCCACCAGAAUCGCAAAUACCUAUUAAGAAUGGAGUUAUGUCUUCAACUUCAACUUCACAAAUUCCUUCAUCAAAAAAUACUCCAAUGAUUCCAAAUCCAGGUGUGCCAAUACCCGCACAACAACAGCAACAAAGAAUGAGUCAAACUUCAACACCUCAACAAUUACCUAUGGGAACGCCAAGCAUAGGUCAAGCUCCAAUUCCCCACCAACAACAACCACUUCCUCAACAACAGCAACAACAACCAAUGUCACAAGCACCAAUGACAAAUCAAAACCAACAAGUACCACCUCAACAACAACAAAGACCUCAAACUCAACCCCAACAACAACCCCAAUUAACAUUACAACAACAGCAACAUCAACAAAUUUUCCAAAACUCUUUGAGUAUAGAAGAACAACAACUCUAUAAACAAAUUCAAUCCAAAAUGCAAGCAUUAGCAAUGAUGGGUCAAACAGGAGUUGCCCCCAAUGGUCAACAAUUAUCAGCACAACAUAAACAACAAGCAUUACAACAAGUUAAAGUAUUACAACAACAAUUAUUAUCUAAAUUUCCUAUAUAUUUUCAAAGAUUAAAACAAUUUCAAAUAUUUCAACAAAAGCAAAAACAAUUACAACAACAAAAACUUCAACAACAACAACAACAACAACAGCAACAAAGUGGUGGAAUGAAUGGUCAAGCUCAGCUGUCUAUGAUGCAUAAUAAUAUGAGUAAUGGUUCAAUGAAUAUACCACCACAACAAUUUCCAAAUCAACUAAAUAACUCAGUUCCACCAGUUGCCCAAGCACCACCUCAACAACAACAAGUAGAACCGAAAAAGAAAAGAGCAUAUAAGAAAAAAACAGCACAAACCUAA
This is a messenger RNA of Lodderomyces jiufengensis, 2304 nucleotides long. RefSeq names its product Spt20p (gene SPT20). The transcript has a single exon. Lineage: Eukaryota; Fungi; Ascomycota; Pichiomycetes; Serinales; Debaryomycetaceae. The record is from RefSeq and is a predicted model, not a curated record. The coding region runs from base 1 to 2304 and encodes 767 amino acids.